AUGACAAUGCUUAAACUUGCAAUGUUGCUGCUGUUAUCAGCAUCUACGAUAAUAUCAACAAAAGCCUUUUCGCCACUAUUCCGAGGGGAAGCACGCCUCUUUCUUGAUACCGCCGACACAACGAUAUGGCAAGAACUUCUGCCAACGGGAAUCUUUCAUGGCGUCACUACGAAUCCUACUCUACUGGAACGUGCAGGGGAACCUUGCACCGUAAAAAAUCUGCACAAAAUGGCCAAACUUGUCCUGGAGCAUACGGAUGAAUUCAUGUGCCAAGCCUGGGGAUCCACUGCCGACGAAUUGUACGAAUGUGGAAUGGCCUUGUCGCAACCUUCCCGAGACCGCAUUGUCAUCAAGGUCCCAGUGACCCAAAUAGGAGUGGAAGCUGCUUCCAAACUGAUCCAAGCCAACUGCCGUGUAUGUUUGACUGCCUGCUACAAUCACAAGCAAGCCAUGAUUGCUUGCAGUGUUGGCGCCGAAUAUUUGGCACCCUAUUUGGGUCGCAUGACGGAUGCCGGAUUGGAUGGAUCGGCCGAAUGCUUGAAAAUGCAAGCUAUUACGGAGGGAAUGAAGAGUGACACUCGCAUCUUGGUCGCGAGCAUACGGAAUGCCCAAAUCAUGGUGGAUUUGGCAGCCUCAGGAAUGGAAACCUUUACCUUUUCUCCAGAAGUUGCUCGGGAACUCUUUGUAGAGCCACUGACUACGGAAGCGGCGGCUGUUUUUGAAGAAGCUGCCGCAAAUGGAGCUUCCUCAUAG
Molecule: messenger RNA, 753 nt
Organism: Cylindrotheca closterium
Lineage: Eukaryota; Bacillariophyta; Bacillariophyceae; Bacillariales; Bacillariaceae
Source: the annotation of a GenBank genome assembly